Messenger RNA from Manis pentadactyla (Chinese pangolin), 438 nucleotides. It is a transcript of the gene ATP5F1E, whose product is annotated as ATP synthase F1 subunit epsilon. NCBI's taxonomy places the organism in Eukaryota, Metazoa, Chordata, Mammalia, Pholidota, Manidae. The transcript is spliced from 3 exons. The coding region runs from base 129 to 284 and encodes 51 amino acids. Gene Ontology annotation, molecular function: proton-transporting ATP synthase activity, rotational mechanism. Gene Ontology annotation, cellular component: mitochondrial inner membrane. Gene Ontology annotation, biological process: proton motive force-driven mitochondrial ATP synthesis. The record is from RefSeq and is a predicted model, not a curated record.
GGAUUGGCAGGUCAGGAGCCCCGCCCCUUCCGCUUCUCAGGCCUGACCUUCCUGCCGGUGGGCCGCGCGCUGAGCCGGCAUUGGCGCGUCCUCGCACUUCGGUCCGACUCACCUACUCUCGCGACACCAUGGUGGCGUACUGGCGACAGGCUGGACUCAGCUACAUCCGAUACUCCCAGAUCUGUGCAAAAGCAGUGAGAGAUGCGUUGAAGACAGAAUUCAAAGCAAAUGCUGAGAAGACUUCUGGAAGCAGCGUAAAAAUUGUGAAAGUGAAACAGGAAUAACCUACCCUGACUAAAGCUUGAAAUGCUACAUUUUGAAGGUGAAGAUGUGUGGGCACAUGUUGUGGCAGAUUGAAAAUGAUCCCACUUCAUGGAAAAAAAAAAGUGUUUUGUUCAUAGAUUGACAAUGCCAAUAAAUUAAGUACGGUUCACUCUU